Tinamus guttatus (white-throated tinamou) is the source of this 2039-nucleotide messenger RNA. Lineage: Eukaryota; Metazoa; Chordata; Aves; Tinamiformes; Tinamidae. The record is from RefSeq and is a predicted model, not a curated record.
GAUGCUGCGCCUGGCUGCCCUCGCGGCGCUGCUGCUGUUCCUCAGGGUCAGCCUGGAGCUGUCCUGGGCUCAGGUCAUUCCUGCGCUCUUUGCCUUCUACCUAGCAUCCGGGGGAUGGAAAUUCCUCUUCAUAUUCUUCAAGACGAUAUGGAGAGAUGUCACCACGGGGCUGGUCCUGCUGCGGGUGAAGCUGCAGGUAUGGAGGCACGUGAAGGAGAGAAACACCAUCGCCAAGAUCUUCCAGAAGACAGCGAGCAAGUAUGCGGAGAAGACAGCGCUGAUCUUCCAAGGCACGGGCGAGAGCUGGACCUUCCGGCAGCUGGAUGAGUACUCCAACCGCGUGGCCAAUUUCUUCCGUGGACAAGGCUUCCGCUCCGGAGACGUGGUGGCUCUGUUCAUGGAGUCCCGCAACCAGUACGUGGGGAUGUGGCUCGGCUUGGCCAAGAUCGGCGUGGAGACCGCCCUGGUGAACUCCCACCUGCGCAAGGAGGCCCUGCUGCACUGCAUCACCAUCUCCAGCUCCAAGGCCGUGGUUUUUGGGGUGGAGAUGAUGGAAGCCAUGCAGGAAGUGCAGCCCUCCCUGGAGAAAUCCAUCCAUCUCUUCUGGUCCGGUGAAGAAAGGCCCGAAUCAGUCAUUCCCGGUGCAAAACACCUGGAUCCCCUCUUGGAGAGAGCUGAGCGACUCCAGCCACCCGCCCCUGACAAGGGCUUCCUGGAUAAGCUCUUCUACAUCUACACCUCCGGCACCACGGGGAUGCCCAAGGCUGCCAUUGUAGUGAACUGCAGGUACUUCCGCAUGUCCAACUUGGUUUAUUACGGUUUCCGCAUGAGGCCCGAUGACGUGCUGUACGACUGCCUCCCGCUCUACCACGCCGCAGGGAACAUCGUGGGGAUUGGGCAGUGCCUGCUGCAUGGCAUGACAGUUGUCAUUCGCAAGAAGUUCUCGGCCUCGCACUUCUGGGAGGACUGCGUGAAAUACAACUGUACGAUCGUGCAGUACAUCGGGGAGAUCUCCCGCUUUUUCCGGGAGGCAGAGCGGCAGCACCGGGUGCGCAUGGCGCUGGGCAACGGGCUGCGGGCGUCCAUCUGGCGGGAGUUCAUGGCCCGCUUCGGCAUCGCCCAGGUGGCCGAGUUCUACGGGGCCACCGAGUGCAACUGCAGCCUGGGCAACUUCGACAACAACGUCGGCUCCUGCGGCUUCAACAGCAGGAUCCUGCCAGGUGUGUACCCCAUCGGCUUGGUGAGGGUGGAUGAAGACACCAUGGAGCUCAUCCGGGGACCAGAUGGUGUCUGCAUCCGCUGCAAACCAGGGGAACCGGGGCAGCUGGUGGGCCGCAUUGUCAAGAACAACCCCUUGCAGCACUUCGACGGCUACCUGAAUCAGGCAGCCACCAACAAGAAAAUUGCCAGGGAUGUUUUUUCAAAGGGGGAUGCUGCUUAUCUCACAGGGGAUGUUCUGGUGAUGGACCAAUACGGUUACAUGUACUUUCGGGACCGCACUGGGGACACGUUCCGCUGGAAGGGGGAGAACGUCUCCACCACAGAGGUGGAGGGGACACUGAGCCGCAUCCUCAGCUUGACGGACGUCGUGGUUUACGGGGUGGAGGUCCCAGGGAUUGAAGGGAAGGCAGGAAUGGCAGCCAUCGCUGACCCGGACAACUCCUGCGACCUGGCGAGCUUUGCUGCCGAGCUGAGGAAGGCGCUGCCGCUGUCCGCGCAGCCCGUCUUCCUGCGCUUCCUGCACGAAGUCUCCAAGACAAGCACUUUCAAAUUCCAGAAAGUGGAGCUGCGCAAGCAGGGCUUCGACCCCGCGCUGGUGCAGGACAGGCUGUACUUCCUGGACUCCCGGCAAGGCCGCUACCUGCCCCUGGACCAGGAGGCAUUCAAGAGGAUCCAGUCGGGCCAGCAGAAGCUGUGACCUGUGGGGCUCCAACGAGGCGCCUCCCCAUGUCCUGCAGGACAGAGUGGGGACAGGGCAGGCGCUGGGGAAGGAAAGGUUCAAGGAGCGACCUAAAGGCAUGCGAGAGAUUGUCAUUUGA